UUGAAACAUGCUGUAGUCGAGCUAACAACGAAACAUAUGUGUAGUAAGUUCACCCUAGAAAUAAAAAAUGACAAACAUUUUCAUUCUCAUUGUUGUCGUUUUUACAUCAUUAGUUUUGUCUGACCUUGUAGCUAGUAACACCAGACCUGUAAACAAUGGUUGCACCUCUCCCGUUGUGGCUUUGCAUUGUACGAUAAAGAAAACCGAGGCGUUAGUGCAGCUUUUAAAGGAGCUAUUCGCUAGAACCUCAGAACUAAUGUUUCAAGAAACCCAAGGACGAGGGUUUUUCCAAACCGUUAUCAUUGUGAUUCCUCCAACAAACCAGAAUAGGACUGAAAGGGAAAACAUAACGAUAGAACACAGGUACUCGACAGCUGACGUCAGGAUUGGACCACCAGGUGGCGGUUAUGAUAGUAGUCCACACACUGUUGGUGCAGCAGAAUGUGGACAGAGAGGACUGUACAUCCAACUUUCUCCAGAGUUUCUACUUAAUAGAAAUAUAGAGAAGACAGCACGUGCUCUUCUACGUCAGUGGAAUAUCUAUCGUCAGGGUUUGUGCAAGGAGUCUGAUGAAAACGGUAUCACCAUUUCGGGACUGAACCGUUUCCGAAGUGCUGUAUUGACUCAAGAGAAAGACGCAAAUUUGGAAUAUAAUAAAUCAAAUGAAGAACCAGAGAUCAGGUAAGAAGCAAAAGAAAUAAUUCAUCAUGUUUGGAUUAACUCUUACAUAGAUAAUCAGUUGAUAAACACCAGUAACAAUUCUACAUAACACUGUAUUACUUUAUGUUAUAAUGUAGUUGAUUAAUAGUUAUUAUUCUAUCUAAUCCUUAUACGUUGGUUUCUAAUAGAACUGGCUAAUAAACAAACAACUAUAGGCUAGUUAUGUGGACAAAAAAUGAUCUGUAGCUCCAACCCACCAGUAACCACCCCACUCGUUCGUUUUCAGGUUUACUAUAAACUAAUGUUACGACAGAGGAAGUCACGUGAAUCUGCUGACGCGUUGGCGCUGGCAGUGUGCGUGAUGAGUUUCUUGAAUGAUCGGGGAAGUGCGACUGUGUUCGAGUUGCCCUCUUCGUUAGUAUAUAAGCCUGGCAGAGAAAACCAGUAGGAUGAA
Limulus polyphemus (Atlantic horseshoe crab) is the source of this 1114-nucleotide messenger RNA. RefSeq names its product calcium-activated chloride channel regulator family member 3-like. The transcript is spliced from 4 exons. Lineage: Eukaryota; Metazoa; Arthropoda; Merostomata; Xiphosura; Limulidae. Bases 68 to 685 code for a protein of 205 amino acids. The record is from RefSeq and is a predicted model, not a curated record.